AUGGAUGAAGAUCCCGAACUCACAAGGAGUCAAGUUAUUGUGAUACCGGAGUCACCGGAACGGCCAGAAAAUAUCAAUCAACCGGAAAACUUACAGCCAAUAAAUGUUGACGAUAACGCUCUAAUCGAGGACGUUUUAGAGAUUAUACAGAAUAAUAAUCAGAAUUAUAACCCAGAUGUUGUUUUAGAGCAUUUAAACUCAGAUUUGCCACCAUCGCCAGUUUUAGCCUCGGCAGGAGUCAGUUUAUCUCGAACAGCCUCAAAUACUGAAGUGGAACAACAUUCAUCGCAGGCUCGGAUAUCAAAUGAAGAUCCUAUUUUAGUUAAUGAAGAAUCAAAUAGUUUAGCUUCUUGUCCAGAAAAUGAUGCUGAUGUUGACGAACCUCCGGCUAAAAUGAGGAAAAUUAGCUCACAAAAAGGAGAUGAAGGUGACGGGGAAACAUGCCCGAUAUGUUUAGAUACAUGGGGUAAUUCAGGAGAACAUAGACUGGUUGCGUUAAAGUGUGGGCACUUAUUCGGCUGGCAAUGUGUCGAGCGAUGGCUUAAAGCACAACCAACUAAAGAUAGAACAUGCCCGACUUGUAAAAGUAAAGCAACUUUGAAAGAUAUGAGAUUUAUUUAUGCGAGGAGAUUAGUCGCAGCGGAUACAUCACAGAUUACAGCGCUACAGAAGCAGAUAGAUGUACUUAAAUCUGAGAAUAGCAGGGCUGAAUUGGAGUUACUCAAGUCCAGGAUCGCUCAUCGAGCUUGUGUGUUACAGUUAGAAGUGCUCCGUAGUACACUGAUGAAGAGCCAAUCGGCUAAAGAUCAGCCUCCGCGACGAUCUUGGAGAUUCGCCCUCGAGAAGAAUCAAGAAGUCAGUAAAGACGGUGGCUGUAGAGUACUCACUUACAACUGCCGGACAUAUGAAUUGUAUGUAUCCCAAAAAAGCACUAAUAAUCUCUUCCCCGGAUACGGCAUAAGGAAAGUCAGUUGUAUAGACUAUAAAUUAGGGCAGUUCAUACAUUUACAUCCAAAACCUAUACGAGAUAUAACAUAUUCACAACCCAGGGACCUUUUACUAAGUGUAGGCUUGGAUAGUUCAGUCAGAAUCAUUGAACGAGGCAUCCCCAGUGCAUCCAUUCAAUGUGGAAUGCCCCUAUGGUCGUGUUCGUGGGACUAUUUGCGCAGUAACGAAUUCUGUGUAGGCGGAGUUGGGGGUGUGAUACAUCAGUAUGACGUGCGAAAUACAAGUGCUUCGAUACAGACUUUAAAUACUAAUGAUUUAUCACCGGUUGUCUCGCUAUGUUCAACGGAGCAUGGGCUAUUAUCUUGUCAAUUAAAUUCUUGCUGGCUUUGGGAAUCAAAUAUGAGACAGUGGGUACCCAAAGCAAUACCUAUAGAUGGGCCAUUCGUAUCCCUGUGCUAUGACAACGAAUCCCACCGAGCCUUAAUAACAUCCCGAGCAAGUGGUAACAGUCGAUCAAAACUAACAUUAUUCAAAUUAAAAGCCAAUAACAGCGGUGAGAUUAUGUUUGAUUUAGAACAAACAUUCGUUGGUUCAGCCCGAUCGACUUUAAUGUCCCGGGGAACAUUUGUCAGGACUCCGGGAUCAAUCUGGGCAGCUGCACAUAGUGAGAGUGACUCGGCUCUCAAUUUGCAUGGUCUCGAUGGAGCUCGAACAAUGACUUUACCAGCAGUCGAACCAGCAUUAGAUAUAUGUACAGCUCAAGUUAACGGUGAUACAAUAGUUGCAGCUCUAUCGGAGUCAAGAUUAAGAUUGUAUAAAGCUGUAGCAACCAGUUCUUGA
Messenger RNA from Danaus chrysippus (African queen), 1788 nucleotides. The record is from the annotation of a GenBank genome assembly. Lineage: Eukaryota; Metazoa; Arthropoda; Insecta; Lepidoptera; Nymphalidae.